Messenger RNA from Venturia canescens, 2804 nucleotides. Its product is annotated as inositol-tetrakisphosphate 1-kinase-like. NCBI's taxonomy places the organism in Eukaryota, Metazoa, Arthropoda, Insecta, Hymenoptera, Ichneumonidae. Gene Ontology annotation, molecular function: inositol-1,3,4-trisphosphate 5-kinase activity; magnesium ion binding; inositol-3,4,5,6-tetrakisphosphate 1-kinase activity. The transcript has 5 exons. The record is from RefSeq and is a predicted model, not a curated record. The coding region runs from base 584 to 1648 and encodes 354 amino acids. Gene Ontology annotation, biological process: inositol trisphosphate metabolic process. Gene Ontology annotation, cellular component: cytoplasm.
UAGAAUAUAAGUAGGUUGCAUAACUUGUAUAGAAGCUUCGAUAUCCUUUGUGUCGAUUUGAUUUCACGAUUGCGACACGAAUUUAACAACUGUUGUCACACGCUGCUGCUCAUACACGCGUUUCUUUUCCUCUAUUUUUUCCUUCCGCACACACGUGGUUUCAAACAUUUCGAAUAACACCCGUUGACGAUCAAAAUACAGUAGAAAACCGGUUGACCCUCAAGGUCGUUUUUUCACGGAAAUACUAUAGCACAGUCGUAUAUGUAUAUAUAUAUAUAUGCCUUUGUGUUAAUACGUACGUACAGAUACAUGCGGGGUUUAUUGAAAAAGCGUGAAUGAACAUAACCUUGCACAGUGCAGAGAAGCAUGUCGGUUCGUUAAAUUUAUCCCAGUUUGUUUGAACCGAAUAGAACAAUCAUUCAAAUUUCCAUAACCACCAAUAUGAAGUCGUAAUAAAAUAGUUAUACAAUAACUUUUUUCAAUUCUCCGUCGUUGAAUCUACGAAUUGCGACGUUAACGACAAAGGAUAGUGAGAAUGUUCGAUACAUCGUCGUAAUAAACAACGAAAAUCUCUCGCGUUAAAAUGAGCGAAAGAAGUGUUAUUGGAUAUUGGAUAUCGGAAAAAAAAAGGCAGAAGAUUAAUUGCAACGAAUUUCACAAUGUUUGUGCCAAAGAAGGCCUUAUUCUAAAACAAGUGGAUAUUGAUUCUAAUCUUGAAUCACAAGGGCCGUUCCAUAUAUUUCUUCACAAACUUACAGAUGUACUCGCCCAUGCAGAAACUGGUGACCGUGAUGCAAGGACCGUUGUUGCUAGAGUUCAAGAAUACAUUCGUCGACAUCCAGAGAUGAUAGUCAUAGAUCCUAUUGAGAAUGUGAAAAAUUUGUACAAUCGUCACAAAUCUUACGAACUGAUACAAGCAGGAUUGCACUCCAAUGAGGUUUUCACUCCAAAAUCUGUUGAAAUUACAUCGAUAGAUGUUACAGAAAACUUGUCACGCCUCAGAAAGCUCGGUAUCAAGUUUCCGUUUAUUUGCAAACCUCUCUUUGCUCACGGCUCCAGCGAUGCGCAUAAGAUGAUGGUGAUUUUCAACGAAAAAGGCUUGAAGGACUGUCAACCACCAUGCGUUGCGCAAGACUUUGUUAACCACAGUGCUAUAUUGUACAAAGUGUUCAUAGUGGGGAAUAAUUUUCAUGUCGUAGAACGUCCGAGUUUCAAGAAUUUUUACGCCAAUGAUUGUAAAUCAUUGGACACGUUGUUCUUCAGUUCCCACGACAUAUCGAAAAGUGGUUCAAACUCUGAAUGGUCAGUCAUAUCGGCCGAAGAUGAAGCGCUCAGGGUACAACCAAAUUUCGAAAUAAUCGAGUAUAUAGUAGCCAAAGUUACGAAAAUCUUUGGCCUCGUUUUGGUCGGUGUUGACGUCGUGAUUGAAAAUCAUACCGGGAAAUACGCGAUUAUUGACGUUAACGUAUUUCCCGGUUACGACGGUUAUCCUCAAUUUUUUAAGCAUCUCGUCGAAAGCAUCAAGAGACUUUUGAUAGAGAAACGAAACGAUAGGCAAAAUUCACGCCCUUGUACAUUCAAAAAGUGCCUGAGCGACGACUUGGAUUCUGGUUUUGAGAGCGACGAAAAGAAAAAAGGUUUCCUGUAGAAUAAAAAAAAUCGUUGCGAGCAUGCUUGAUUCACGGAAACGUUUCAACGAUCAAAAAUUGAAAAAAAUACUGACUUUAUAUCCUUGAUUAUUCAAAGUUGAAUUUGCAAACGAAAACUCUUUAUUCUAAAAUUCAUGAUUUUACAGAUUAUUUUCCGAUUCAUUCAAUUCCAUUCUAUUGUUUUAUUUUAUCACAAUACGUUCGAUGUUAUCGUGCAGCUUCAAGAAGGAAUCAACUUUCCGAUUGUAAAUAUACUGUGGUUUUAUCGAUGAUUAUGUAAAUUUUAAUUGAACAAUCUGAGCAGCACGAAAUUUGUUCGAAUAACCGGAAGUAUGUUACGCGCCAAUGUGUGUCGCCAUAGAAUAAUUCAAAUUAGCCAUGAAACUGUAAGAUUUUUCGAACAAUUGUUGAAAGCGUGUGUUCAAGUCAUUGAUUGACGGGAGCAUCAGAAUUUGAAGAAUUAUUUAUUAUUUUGGGUGACACAAUCGAUUAUUUAAAAGUUUAAUUUUUUUAAAUACAUAAAUGAAUAUCAAGAAUUUGUCACUCGAUGGAAUAUAUUGUGUACUUUAUUAUCAGAUCAUAUGAAUUUGAAAUUAAUGAUUAAUUGGAAGAUUAAUAUAUAAGCAAACGAUCUUCGGAUUCUUUACAAUCGAUACGUGGUCACUACACUUUUUUGCCAUUUAUUUACUAUAAUUUCAAUUUUUAUUUAAGUUUUUUUUUUUUAUUUGACUGCAUAAAGGGAAUCGGUGCUAUGUACUUCGAAUAUCGUUUAUCGUUGGUAUUUUCAAGUACGAAAGAUCCAAAGAACAAAACAGAUGGGAAUAAUUGAACUAUUGAAAAGUUUCAUAUGAAAAUUUCACUGACUUUUUGUCGAUUAUACCAAACUGGUCUGAAAAAUCGUAUAUUUAGAUGCUAGAAAAAAAAAACUCUUCCGCUUUUGCGAAUGAGAAACAAAAAAAAUGCAUUUUCUGGUAUUCUGUGCAUCACACUAUACGCAGAAAUACAAUUUAUCCAUCGUUCUUACGAUAUUGAAACAUUAAUCUUCCCGCCGGAGUCCGCAGUUUUUGUAACUUCGUAUAUACACACACUGGUAUUUCUUAUAAAUAAACUGUACAAAAUAUAUAUCGAAUAAAAAAUGAAAUUGGUAUCUUUGUA